UUUUAGUGACGGCCAUUUAAUAAUUCUUUACCUAAGUGGAAAUUUUCUUAUAGCGAAACAAGAUAAUCGUUCAUGAUAAAUAUUUUAUGAACGCUUUUAUUUGUGCAUUAUAUGAUUGUUUGAUGGUUAUCUAUCAUUGACGAAUUUUCAAUGGACAGCGAGACACAGGUUCUUGUGUGUGAACAGUGCUCAGCUGCGUUCUUGAGUGAGGACGCUUUCAAAUUGCACGCAUGUAUGAAGAGAGUUGUCACAAGUUCAUCUGAAAACAGCUGUGAAUCAUCUUUUGAGAAAAGAGUGCAUUAUGAAUCGGGAUAUUUUGAUAAUGAUAGUGACGAUGAUAUGCCUGAUAAACUAUAUAUUAAUGAAAGUGGACUUAGUAGAAGUAGCCUAGAUGUGGCUCUAUCAGUACGAAGUGGAAGUAGCCUAGAUGUGGCUUCGUUAGGAUCAGAGUUACAGUCACCAGAACAGUAUUAUAUUACAACCGACGAAGAUCCGAAACGGAAAACUGAAAUUUCCAUAUCCAGAGAAAAAUUGGUUCCCCUUUCAAAGCGCCUUUCUUCUACAAGUUCUGAAUCUGCAAUUAUUAAACAAGAAAUAAUUAGUGAAGAACUUGAACUACCUAUAUUGGAAAAAACAGCUGUUACUAAUAAGCCAGUGAAGACGGUAAUAAAGAUAAAUGUUAAAAGUGCUGGUAAUAAGCUUGGUGUAGCAAACAUUUUAAUGAACCCGUCGGUAAAAAGGUACAUUACUGAACAUGCAAAAACGAUUCAGAAAGGUAACACUGACCAGAGGCCGAUUUGUAUAAGCAUUCAGACAUCAAGUGCAAUUGCUAAUCACUUGCAGAAGACAAAAGCUAAAAUUGUACGAUUAUAUAAAAGACAGGCUGUGACCGAAAAUAUUAACCAGUCUAUUUCUCGAAAUUGCAUCGUGCAAGAACGAAAUGCUGUUUCAAAUAACCAGUAUGUAACAAGAUAUGAACCGACAUCAGCUGCACCUUCUUAUCAUGUGCAGAAGUCAAAAGCUAAAGAUUUUCAGUUAAAUAAAAAACAGGCUUUGGCGAAAAUGAUGACUCAGCCUAUUUCUCGACAUAACAUCGUUAAAAAACGACAUGGUGUUUCAAAUGACCAGUCUGUAUCACGAUAUGAACCUAGAUAUGAAACUGAAAAGAGUGACAGUAUAUUACUUGAUAACGUUUCCAAUCGUUCAGAGUCUGCGCCUCGGAUACUUCGCAAAACUGAUAUUGAGGAUAUUCAUAAUGCUGUUGAUGCUUCUAAUGAUCUUGGUAAUAGGGAAACUGGCAUUGAUGUAAAGCCCUACUUGUGUAAAACCUGCUCGAUGGUCAUAGACUCGGAGGGGGAGAUAGAGGCUCACCGCACAUCCUGUAAGGGAGACAACUGUGUUGAGGUGAAAGUUGAAGGUUUCCGGUGUCCCUCGUGCUCUGAGAGGUUCUUGGAUGAAGCCACAUUUGAUGAACACUUAGAGAUCUGCUCUGCUGAGGUGUAUAACACCAGCAGGAUGGCUGACAUUCCCACAGAGUUUCUGAACAUUGCAAACAACAACCUACCUUACUGCGUUGGUGUCCCUCCUUGCAACAAGACUAUGCACGUUUGCGGAAUGUGCGGGAAAGAAUUCAAUCAAAGAUGGUUCCUAGGUCGUCAUAUGAAGGUACAUUCGAAGGAAAAUGACUUAGCAUGUACAAUAUGUGGACAGGGAUUUAUAUAUAAAUCUCACUUGAAGAACCAUAUGAGAAGCCAUGGUUACACGUGUGAAGUGUGCGACGCGACUUUCAUGUACCCAAACGAUCUUAGCAAGCACAAAAAAACUCAUUAAUCCGAUGAUGUGGUGAAAAAUUUCAAAUGUCGUUACUGCAAUCGGGGCUUUAAGGAAAAUUACCAUCGAGAGCGUCACGAGGCUUCCCACGCUCUUCAGCGAACCGUCGAGUGUCAAAACUGCGACCUUACGUUCUCGCGUCGAGAUAAUCUGCAUCUAAAUAUGAAGAGAAUUCAUUCGGGUUACGCCAGGGCAAAAGGUGUCAAGCGGAAAUGUCGGCGACAACCGUGGAGUUGUCUGUUGUGCUGUCAGAAAUUCCUUUGGAAGAAAUAUUUUAUUACACAUGGAAAUGCUGCACCAGGAGUGGAAACGCCCGAAUUUCAACAGGCGCGCCUUGGCGUGAGGGAUAAAUGCGACGAAAGUGAUAAUGGCAAUGGUGGUUGAUUAUGACGACGUUGGUGACAUAGGGAAAAAGGAUUACAAUAGCGAAAGUGACUAUGAUGAUGUGGAGUUAGAUACAGAGGAUGAUGACAAAGCAAUCAAAAAUGUUCAGCAAUAUGUAAAGCUCCCAUGCUCAAAGUGUGAUCGGGUGUAUCGGUCUGAGGGGAAUUUACAACGGCACAUGCGCCUUAUGCAUGAUCAAGAUUAGAAUGUUAUGAAUGAAAGCACGAAGUUUAAAAUAAAAUGCACUUCAUUACUUUUAUUUUACAGUAAUUUAAGAACUUAAACUAAAUGAUGCAGGAAAUAAAAAUAUGUAUUUUUUAUAGGAUCAACUUGCAUUAAAGCAAUGAUAUUAAUGUUCCCGAGCAAUUAUUCCAUUUCUCCAUAAUUAAUGUCUAUAGACAUUGUAAUAAAACGUUAGAUAUGUG
Messenger RNA from Dreissena polymorpha, 2639 nucleotides. RefSeq names its product zinc finger protein 761-like. The transcript has 3 exons. Bases 151 to 1830 code for a protein of 559 amino acids. Gene Ontology annotation, molecular function: DNA-binding transcription factor activity; RNA polymerase II cis-regulatory region sequence-specific DNA binding. Gene Ontology annotation, biological process: regulation of transcription by RNA polymerase II. The record is from RefSeq and is a predicted model, not a curated record. Lineage: Eukaryota; Metazoa; Mollusca; Bivalvia; Myida; Dreissenidae.